Messenger RNA from Didymodactylos carnosus, 642 nucleotides. The record is from the annotation of a GenBank genome assembly. Lineage: Eukaryota; Metazoa; Rotifera; Eurotatoria; Philodinida; Philodinidae.
AUGUUAAAGGAUUUAGUCGCAACUGGACGUUAUGAUACAAGUGAUGAUUUCACUGUUGUUAUACAACCAUUUCUCACAGAAACAAAAAUACCGCGUACAGAUAAACCCGGUAAUCCAAUUGAUUUCAGCUACUUUGCACCCGACUGCUUCCAUUUCAGCGGAAAAGGUCAUUCUAUAACAGCAUUGUCUCUAUGGAACAACAUGUUAGAGCCAGUUGAACAAAAGCAAACAUUUUGGCAUAAAGGUGAAGCAUUAGAAUGUCCAACAGAAGAACACCCUUAUUUUUUCACAUCGAAAAAUAGUGUAGGUGUAAGCAAAUGGAAAAAGACAACAAAUUUCCCCGUUAAGGAAUCAGCGGUCCCAUUCGUUUCCGGAAAAAUAUCAUCAACUCGUCAAAAACCGAACACAAUUUCUUCAACGGUUCAUUCACGAACCAGACAUCAUAAACAUCACCAAAAAAAUGAUGAAUUAUCAUUUAAUUAUAAACAAAAGUUAAUGUUAAUCACUGGAAUUGGUCUUAUUUCAAUGUUCAUCUUAAUUCUUGCCUGUGGAAUCCGAAAACGACAAAAUAUUAAUUUAUUUAUCAAUGGUGACAAAUUAUCAUGGAAAAAUCCUCAAAAUUCAAUGCAAAUAAUGAAAUAG